This is a messenger RNA of Daphnia magna, 1633 nucleotides long. RefSeq lists its product as uncharacterized. Lineage: Eukaryota; Metazoa; Arthropoda; Branchiopoda; Diplostraca; Daphniidae. The record is from RefSeq and is a predicted model, not a curated record. The transcript is spliced from 6 exons. The coding region runs from base 48 to 1541 and encodes 497 amino acids.
UUAGUUAUUUAUAUUUCAUUUCGUAAAAGGUUAAGGAACGGACGAAAAUGGCAUAUCAAACAACAAAGAGUGGAACGUGUUAUCCCUCAGAAGAACAAGAAAGCCAGAAUUUUGUUUGCUAUCCGAACUGGAAGGGGAUAUAUAGUGAUAUUGGUACUCCUGCCAGUGCUCUUCAAGCGCCAUUAAAUUAUCACGUUGUUCUUACAACAGAACCUGAUGCAGAUGGAGGCGUGCAGACGUUUGUUUACAAAGUUCCAGAAACCUGGAUGGACGUCAACCUUGCAUACUUUUUAUAUCCCUCGCCUGGAUUUAAUGUAAACGGUGUAAAACCAUGGAAUUGGGGAGACAUAAGUUUUAAAAAAAGGCGUUUUCCUGAAACUUCCUAUGUGGAAUACGACGUAGUCGAUUUGUUAACGGAAACCGGCCCAGUGCCAAAUUUCGACGCCAUAAGACAGAUGGAAGGCGCUCAAGUCCAAGUAGAACAAGACGAGAUAUCUAAUACGAGACGACGGAUAUCGACGAGACUAGAAGACGAGAUAUCUAACUCAAGACGGUUAUCAAAUAAACGAACAUCUUCCGAAGAAAAAAAUUAUGAAAACCAUCCUGGCAUUUCACAGCUAGUAAAUUUGUCAGGUGACGAAGAAUCGGAAUGGGAAGGUCAAGCUGAAUCGCAUCCAAAGGCAGGAUCAUCGAAGGUAGCGAAGCGAAUUUGUGGCCCUGCUGAAUUAGGUAACAAAAGUGUUCCAGAUUCUCCUAAUUCUACCCCCGAGGAGGAUUAUGAUCAUCAAUUGUCACCUAUUAAGUUAUCAAUGAAGGAAGCCUCUGCAACAGAGGAAAAUGGAGAAGCAGAAUCUCGUUAUCAACAAAAAGUCCUACAGGCUUUACGUUCAAUUUUGGAUGUACUGAAAUCUAUGCGAAAUGAAAAGGCAUCGUGCGAAACUGUGAUGAAGGAUAACAUGGAACACUUCAAAAAAGUAGUAAAGUCACAGCUUUCCUUGCCAAUCCUAGUUCCAGAGGAAGUAGCUGUUCUCAACGCUGCUCUAUGUGACAUGGAGCUUUCCAUCUCUCUGUGUGCUGUUCAGAUUCAUAAUCUGAGAACAUUGGGGUCGAAAAACCAAAUCGCCAAAGCAGUCUUACUAGCGAUUUUUAGCAGAUCUCUUUGCUCUAAGAUCCAAUGGAAGAAACGAGGAAAAGAUUUAAGAUUUGCAUUUGGCCACUUGAUAAAUUUGAAUGCAGUUUUUGGAGUUGUCAUUAAUAGCGUACUGGCAAUUCACAAGGGACCCUCCCUGCCUAUGUCAACGAUGACCGAAGUUAUUCAAAAAGCUCGGAGAUUUAUUGGGUACGAAUACAGCCAGUCCAUAACUAAGUCCGCGUGUGCAGCGGCAACUGAAAACCAAGUUGAUGACGAUGAUGCAGCAAUAACUAAAGCUGACAAGGAAACGAUCAUGGCUAUCGACCAACGGAUGGUGCAGUUGAAUAAAGCUCUUAUUGAGUACGAUGCGCAACACGAGCAGCCCCCCAAAAAACGUAACUCUGUGUAAUUUCUUUUCUGUAAAAUUCCACAUUAUCAUGUGAUUCUUUCGUAAGAGAAGAAAAUUUUGUGAGAAAAAAAUAAAAGAGAUCAAUUGUUCAA